Molecule: messenger RNA, 645 nt
Organism: Chanos chanos (milkfish)
Lineage: Eukaryota; Metazoa; Chordata; Actinopteri; Gonorynchiformes; Chanidae
Gene: grapb
Product: GRB2 related adaptor protein b
Exons: 5
Coding region: 1-645 (214 amino acids)
Molecular function (GO): protein binding
Source: RefSeq, a predicted model, not a curated record
AUGGAGGCAGUUGCUCUCUACAGCUUCAGAGCCACAGAAUGUGAUGAACUGAGUUUCCAGAAGGGCGAUAUACUUAAGAUCACUAACAUGGAUGAUGACCCAAACUGGUAUACGGCUGAACUCUUGGGCAGACGGGGCUAUGUUCCUAAAAACUAUAUCAAUGUAAGACCACAUGCGUGGUUUGUGGGUGGAAUCUCGCGUCAGGCUGCAGAGGGACGAUUACGGCCAUUAGAAUGCGGUGCCUUCCUGAUUCGAGAAAGCGAGAGCACGCCUGGAGAGUUCUCAGUGUCUGUCAGUUAUGGCGACCAUGUGCAGCAUUUUAAGGUGCUGAAAGACGGUUUGGGUCAGUACUAUAUAUGGGAUGAAGUCUUCAGCUCUCUCAACCAGCUGGUGGAUUUCUAUAGGAUCAACAGCAUAGCUAAAGAGAGGACUGUCUUCUUACGAGAACCAGAGAGAUCACUACCAAGACCACGGCAUGCCCACGCUCUCUUCGAUUUCACUCCUCAUCACGUAACCCAGUUGCGUUUCCUACGUGGUGAUGUCAUCGACCUCCUGGACUGUUCUGACGCUCAAUGUUGGAGGGGGCGGUGUCGAGGACGGGUGGGGGUGUUCCCACCGGAGUAUGUCCAGCCCAUUUACCACUAA